Molecule: messenger RNA, 2494 nt
Organism: Melitaea cinxia (Glanville fritillary)
Lineage: Eukaryota; Metazoa; Arthropoda; Insecta; Lepidoptera; Nymphalidae
Exons: 10
Coding region: 1-1905 (634 amino acids)
Biological process (GO): neurogenesis
Cellular component (GO): P-body; cytosol
Molecular function (GO): protein binding
Source: RefSeq, a predicted model, not a curated record
AUGGGCGCUGCACCAACGGAUUGGCAGUUGGAAUGUAAGGAAUUGAAGCAGAGAGGGGCCUAUCUGCUUCAAACGGGCCAAUGGUCUGAUUGCUCGUUCUUAGUAGGAACUGAGCCCAAUCAAGUGGCCGUCGCAGGCCACAAGUUGAUUCUCGCGAUGGCUUCUCCCGUUUUUGAAGCGAUGUUUUACGGGGGUAUGGCAGAAAGAAAUGAGCCUAUACCGAUUGUUGACGUCCAAGUAGAUGCAUUUAAGGCUCUUUUAGAAUACAUUUAUACUGGAAAUAUAAACAUUUCCUCGUUUGACAAGGCUUGUGAAUUAUGCUAUGGAGCGAAGAAAUAUAUGCUGCCUCACUUAGUCAAGGAGUGCACCAAGUACCUGUGGUCUGAUCUCUAUCCUAGAAAUGCGUGCAGAGCUUUUGAAUUUGCUCGGCUCUUUGAGGAGAGUGUCUUAAUGGAGAAAUGUAUUCAGAUUAUCAGCACAAAUACCAAGGAGGUAUUAAAAGACAGUAGCUUUGAAGAGGUCGAGUUGAACACCGUGAUUACAGUCUUUUCUCUGGACAAUUUGAAUGUGGACAGUGAACUGGAUUUGUUUGAGGCUGCUGUUAGAUAUGCAAGGGCUCUAGAAAGAAGGACUGAAAGAAGUAACAGUCCAGUGAGAGAGAGUUCCUCGGGGAAAAGACAGAAGAGUCCCGUGCCGUCCACCUCACAGGAUAAAGAACAGGUUGUGAAUGUGGAAAGCAGCGCCGAGAGUAGCCCAGAGGCAGUGAUGGAUACUUGCCGUGGUAACGACCCAGAUACUGCAGUGCCGCCUGUUGAACACAACAAGAAACCUAAGACAGAGCACAAAGAAAAACCUUCAAUUCGAAGUGCAGUUGAGAAAAUCCGGUUCCUCACACUGACUCCACAACAGUUUGCUGCCGGACCAGCACGGUCGUCAUUACUCAGUGAAUCAGAAGCCUUUGCCGUACUAAUGAACAUUCUCUCAGCGACCACUGACGUACCACUUCCAGCCGGAUUCUCGGCUUCGAGGGUACCUCGGAAACAGUUGAUCGGGGGACCGUAUAACAUUAGACCGAUGAAUGCUAUGCCAACGUUCACAGUGGACACCCCGAGCCCAGUGACGGUGGAGCAGGUUUGGUGUACUCCUGAGCUGUCUCGUCCGCAACCUAUCUCCUACCCAAGACCUUCGAGACAAGAAGGCAUGCGGGUACCAUACACGAUACCUAGCCCAAUGUCCGGUAUGGUGAUAGACGAGAUGAACAGCAACAACAUGCACAAAAUCUACUGCCAACGAGCCAUCGUUCAACAUACGGAUUGCCUCAACACCAGCGCACUGGACUGCUCCGUUACUUUCAUGGUGGAUAAGAACAUCUACGUGCUGGGUAUUCAGGUGCCUACGCAGGCGCCGAGCGAGGAGAGCGGCGGCAUCGCGAGCGGCUCCAGCGGCUACUCCGAGCUGCUGUACGCGCACCUGCUGGACGCGGACGGCGCGCGCCUGUCCUACACGCACUACACCAGCCGCGUGCCCUACCGCCACCUGCUCGACAUCAUGUUCAACCGCCGCGUCUACAUCCAGCGGAACAAGGUACCUCCUGGCUCCAGCGGCUACUCCGAGCUGCUGUACGCGCACCUGCUGGACGCGGACGGCGCGCGCCUGUCCUACACGCACUACACCAGCCGCGUGCCCUACCGCCACCUGCUCGACAUCAUGUUCAACCGCCGCGUCUACAUCCAGCGGAACAAGGUGUAUAAAGUGGGUAUAGUGUUCAACAAGGUCGGCUGGUACCCGAUGGGCUCGUGCGCCCAGCAAGUAGCAGCUGAAUCUGUCUUCUUCAACUUCGGUAUUGGACACAGCAGCGACUCAGUGCGGGAUGGACUGAUACGAUCUAUUAUAUUCACUUACUAAACUAGUCAUCAAUAAUGUUGGUAAUUUAUCGAAAACUGUCGCGUUCAAAGAAAAAUGUUAGAAAGAAAGUGGAAAUUAAAAAAAAUAAGCUGUCAUCUGAUACACAACUCCAAUAUUACAAAGAAAUCACUAUAUUUCGUUACAACAGUCAAAACAAUAUUGUUCUCUCUUUCAUGCACUUUAGAUCGGCCGCGUGCGAAGGAGACAGGACUAUUUACACCGUAAUCUCACGUUCAGUUAACUACACAAGCGCCAAAUGCAAUGCAUAUCAAAUGUCAGUUUUGACAAUUUAUCUGUAUAGUAUUAGGGUAUGGUUGACGAAUGUUUCACUUGAUUUUGACCAAAACUUGUUAUAUAGGAGCGUUCAAGUAUUGUGUAUUUGUAAUGAAUAAACAUAUACCACAUAAUACUUGACUAUGUUUUGGUAUAAAAUACAAUGCAAAGACACGCAUGUCUUUGAAUCUUCAAGAAAUGGCAUUGUUCCAAGAUUGUUAGAUUACUUUUUUAUUUUGUUCUCUAUUCUGUAAUUUUUCUGUAUAAGAAGUUGGCGUGUCUAUGAAUAUUUUAAUAUCAUACUAAUUUUCGUAAC